Messenger RNA from Eufriesea mexicana, 576 nucleotides. RefSeq names its product serine/threonine-protein kinase fray2-like. The transcript has 2 exons. The coding region runs from base 1 to 576 and encodes 191 amino acids. The record is from RefSeq and is a predicted model, not a curated record. NCBI's taxonomy places the organism in Eukaryota, Metazoa, Arthropoda, Insecta, Hymenoptera, Apidae.
AUGGAGAUAGACAAAGACAGAAACAUAGAUGGAGACAGAACCCGUACAGAGAUAGAAAUAAAGACAGAGGUACAUACGGACACAGAGAUAGACAGAGAUAGGCACAGAUGGAGACAGAACCCAAACAGAGAUAGAAAUAAAGACAGAGGUAGAGAUGGACAUGAAGAUGGACAAGGACAGAAACAUAGAUGGAGACAGAACCCAAACAGAGAUAGAAAUAAAGACAGAGGUAGAGAUGGACAUGGAGAUAGACAAAGACAGAAACACAGAUGGAGACAGAAGCCAAACAGAGAUAGAAAUAAAGACAGAGGUAGAGAUGGACAUGGAGAUAGACAAGGACAGAAACAUAGAUGGAGACAGAACCCAAACAGAGAUAGAAAUAAAGACAGAGGUAGAGAUGGACAUGAAGAUGGACAAGGACAGAAACAUAGAUGGAGACAGAACCCAAACAGAGAUAGAAAUAAAGACAGAGGUAGAGAUGGACAUGGAGAUAGACAAAGACAGAAACACAGAUGGAGACAGAAGCCAAACAGAGAUAGAAAUAAAGACAGAGGUAUAUACGAACACAAAGGAUAG